AUGUAUAAUGAAUCAGCUGGUCUCUACAUAUAUAAUGAAUCAGCUGGUCUAUACAUAUAUAAUGAAUCAGCUGGUAUCUACAUAUAUAAUGAAUCAGCUGGUCUCUACAUGUAUAAUGAAUCAGCUGGUCUCUACAUAUAUAAUGAAUCAGCUGGUCUCUACAUGUAUAAUGAAUCAGCUGGUAUCUACGUGUAUAAUGAAUCAGCUGGUCUCUACAUAUAUAAUGAAUCAGCUGGUCUCUACAUAUAUAAUGAAUCAGCUGGUAUCUACAUAUAUAAUGAAUCAGCUGGUCUCUACAUGUAUAAUGAAUCAGCUGGUCUCUACAUGUAUAAUGAAUCAGCUGGUCUCUACAUGUAUAAUGAAUCAGCUGGUCUCUACAUGUAUAAUGAACCAGCUGGUCUACACAUGUAUAAUGAAUCAGCUGGUAUCUACAUGUAUAAUGAAUCAGCUGGUCUCUACAUAUAUAAUGAAUCAGCUGGUCUCUACAUGUAUAAUGAAUCAGCUGGUAUCUACGUGUAUAAUGAAUCAGCUGGUCUCUACGUGUAUAAUGAAUCAGCUGGUCUCUACAUGUAUAAUGAAUCAGCUGGUCUCUACAUAUAUAAUGAAUCAGCUGGUCUCUACAUAUAUAAUGAAUCAGCUGGUCUCUACAUGUAUAAUGAAUCAGCUGGUAUCUACGUGUAUAAUGAAUCAGCUGGUCUCUACAUGUAUAAUGAAUCAGCUGGUCUCUACAUAUAUAAUGAAUCAGCUGGUCUCUACAUAUAUAAUGAAUCAGCUGGUCUCUACAUGUAUAAUGAAUCAGCUGGUAUCUACGUGUAUAAUGAAUCAGCUGGUCUCUACAUGUAUAAUGAAUCAGCUGGUCUCUACAUGUAUAAUGAAUCAGCUGGUCUCUACAUAUAUAAUGAAUCAGCUGGUCUCUACAUGUAUAAUGAAUCAGCUGGUAUCUACGUGUAUAAUGAAUCAGCUGGUCUCUACAUGUAUAAUGAAUCAGCUGGUCUCUACAUGUAUAAUGAAUCAGCUGGUCUCUACAUGUAUAAUGAACCAGCUGGUCUACACAUGUAUAAUGAAUCAGCUGGUCUCUACAUGUAUAAUGAAUCAGCUGGUAUCUACGUGUAUAAUGAAUCAGCUGGUCUAUACAUAUAUAAUGAAUCAGCUGGUCUCUACAUAUAUAAUGAAUCAGCUGGUCUCUACAUGUAUAAUGAAUCAGCUGGUAUCUACGUGUAUAAUGAAUCAGCUGGUCUAUACAUAUAUAAUGAAUCAGCUGGUCUCUACAUAUAUAAUGAAUCAGCUGGUCUCUACAUGUAUAAUGAAUCAGCUGGUAUCUACGUGUAUAAUGAAUCAGCUGGUCUAUACAUAUAUAAUGAAUCAGCUGGUCUCUACAUAUAUAAUGAAUCAGCUGGUCUCUACAUGUAUAAUGAAUCAGCUGGUAUCUACGUGUAUAAUGAAUCAGCUGGUCUCUACGUGUAUAAUGAAUCAGCUGGUAUCUACGUGUAUAAUGAAUCAGCUGGUCUAUACAUAUAUAAUGAAUCAGCUGGUCUCUACAUAUAUAAUGAAUCAGCUGGUCUCUACAUGUAUAAUGAACCAGCUGGUCUCUACAUGUAUAAUGAAUCAGCUGGUCUCUACAUGUAUAAUGAAUCAGCUGGUCUCUACAUAUAUAAUGAAUCAGCUGGUCUCUACAUAUAUAAUGAAUCAGCUGGUCUCUACAUGUAUAAUGAAUCAGCUGGUAUCUACGUGUAUAAUGAAUCAGCUGGUCUCUACAUGUAUAAUUAA
Messenger RNA from Coregonus sp. 'balchen', 1767 nucleotides. The record is from the annotation of a GenBank genome assembly. NCBI's taxonomy places the organism in Eukaryota, Metazoa, Chordata, Actinopteri, Salmoniformes, Salmonidae.